AUGUCCUCCCAACGACGAAAACCAGUUGUUGAACGAUGGUCCCUGUAUCCAAGACUCCACGAUAGAGUAGCACGCUUGCUAAAAGAAGAGGGUCUCAAGUUCAAAUUUUACAAUGUCGACAACGAUAUAAACGACAUUGACGAGUGCGACACUAACAUCAUGGGUCGGUUUAAAUGUCACAACCGCGGGUGUUCCUCCUCCGGAUGGUCGAGCAAGAAAAUCGCCAUUACGAUACGAAUGUACCCCGGAUAUAAAUACAAUGCACGGGUGUAUCAUCAACGCUGCAAGAGCUGCAACAAUCUCAGUCGCCCGGUUCUGGACGAGUCAUAUGCCGAGAGAGUCACAUACUGGAUCAAAAAGUGGAAUGGAGUUGAGGUGGAAAGGCCUGAUAUAUCCGGUGAAAGCAAUAGUCCGCACAAUAGCCAGCUAUGUGAGGGAUGUAAAGCCGGUCAUUGCAAUGGGUUUGUGGAUGAUUGGGAGAUUGAUUGA
Aspergillus glaucus CBS 516.65 is the source of this 489-nucleotide messenger RNA. Its product is annotated as 3CxxC-type zinc finger protein. The coding region runs from base 1 to 489 and encodes 162 amino acids. NCBI's taxonomy places the organism in Eukaryota, Fungi, Ascomycota, Eurotiomycetes, Eurotiales, Aspergillaceae. The transcript has 2 exons. The record is from RefSeq and is a predicted model, not a curated record.